UAGCCAGAUCGUAAAGCCUAUUCUCGAUAGUGCAUAAACUCAUUAUUACACGCAAUGGCCGACGCAGCGUCGCACGCGGCGGGCCUGAUAGACCUGCUGUCGAAGCUCCAGUCGCGGUUAUCAACCAACGAGCUCGGACGGGCGCAGCAGCAUCUCCAAUGGCUGCAGGCCAUCAAGGGCUCGUCCACGUCAGCAGACGAAGCGUCGCUUGCGGAGGGCGAGCUCCGAGAGAUGAGCGGGGAGGUGGUGAGCAGCAACCCGUACAGCCGGCUCAUGGCUCUCCAGCGCAUGGGCAUCGUGCACAACUACCAAGACAUCCGAAAGUACACCAUCGCCGUUGUGGGCGUGGGUGGUGUGGGCAGCGUGGCGGCGGAGAUGCUGACGCGGUGUGGCAUUGGGCGGCUGCUGCUGUACGACUAUGACAGCGUGGAGCUCGCCAACAUGAACCGACUCUUCUUCCGCCCCGACCAGGUGGGCAUGACCAAGACAGACGCUGCAGUGCAGACGCUCAAGGGCAUCAACCCGGAUGUGGGACUCGAGAGCUACACCAUCAACAUCACGACAGUGGAGGGCUUUGAGCGGUUUACAGCGAGUCUCACGCACCCCUCGGACCGCAGCAAGAGUCGUGUGGACCUGGUUCUGUCGUGCGUUGACAACUACGAGGCCCGUAUGGUCGUCAACCAGGCAUGCAACGAGCUGAAGCAGGUGUGGAUGGAGUCGGGGGUGUCGGAGGACGCAGUAUCGGGCCACAUUCAGCUGCUCAUUCCAGGAGAAACCGCCUGCUUCGCCUGUGCACCUCCUCUGGUGGUGGCGUCGGGCGUGGAUGAGCGCACGUUGAAGCGUGAGGGCGUGUGUGCAGCGUCGCUGCCCACCACCAUGGGCAUCGUGGCGGGGCUGCUCGUGCAGAACUCCCUCAAAUUCCUCCUGCGCUUCGGAUCCGUCACGCCCUACCUUGGCUACAGUGCGCUCAAGGAUUUCUUCCCCACCAUGCGCAUGCUGCCCAACCCACACUGCUCCAACGACAUGUGCCGCAAGAGACAGGCCGAGUAUGAGGCUGACAGGCCCCAAAGAGAGGCAGCCAAGGCAGCAGCGGACGCGGCAGCAGCAGAGGAGGAGAAGCUCAAGGAGGCAGUGCCGGUGCACGCUGACAACGAGUGGAGCAUCAGUGUGGUGGAUGAUGAUGCUCCAGCGUCCACUGCUGCAUCGACAUCAGCAGGCGAUUCAGCAGCGGCGCCGCCAUCAUCUUCGCAAGCAGAGCAGCUGCCAGAGGGUCUCCUGCGCUCCUUGCCACAAGCGGAUGAGGCGGCCCCUACUGGAGCAGCGGAGGAUGUGGUAUCGGUGCCAGCCGAGGCAGAUCUGGACGACCUGCAAAGCCAGCUCGCCGCGCUAAUGGGCACUAAAUAAGGGUGUUUCCUUGAUUAGACUGGACAAGUGAAGGUGGUGAAGGAAGGUGCAGUAUUUUGACUCUUGCACGAACAAAUAUAUUGGCACGUUAUUAUUUGUCUAAGUGCUAAACGUGUGUGUGACUAAGCUUAUAAGAGACAUCUUCGCGGAG
Closterium sp. NIES-67 is the source of this 1555-nucleotide messenger RNA. The record is from the annotation of a GenBank genome assembly. Lineage: Eukaryota; Viridiplantae; Streptophyta; Zygnematophyceae; Desmidiales; Closteriaceae.